UCUCUGGCCUCGUUUUCGAAGCCGGUAUACCAUGUGAUCAGUGUCCAUUUUUGUCUUACAACAUGGCUUCAGAAAUUGAUACGAAAGAGGAAGAGAGAGUCGAGGAGGAAGAAGAUGAACCAACUGAUGAUGGUGCCAUGAUGGCACCAGACUCGCUCAUCAAGCACCCCUUACAAAACAGAUGGGCCCUUUGGUUCUUCAAAAAUGACCGCAACAAAGAGUGGACAGCAAACCUUAAACUCAUUACAGCAUUUGACACUGUUGAGGAUUUUUGGGCGUUAUACAACCAUGUACAGAAAGCCAGUAAACUGCCCUCAGGCUGUGAUUACUCCCUCUUCAAGGAUGGUGUUCAACCUAUGUGGGAAGAUGAGCGAAAUAAAGAUGGAGGAAGGUGGUUAAUAAAUCUUAACAAAAAUCAGCGUAUGACAGAUCUUGAUAACUUCUGGCUAGAAACUCUACUGUGUUUGAUUGGAGAGUCUUUUGAGGAGUACAGCGAGGACAUCUGUGGGGCUGUUGUCAACAUUAGAAAUAAGGGAGAUAAACUCAGUCUGUGGACAAAAGAGGCUGGAAGACCUGAUGCUAUAUUAAAAAUUGGAAGAAAAUUAAAAGAAAGAUUAAGUAUACCAGCCAAGAUCCAAAUAGGGUUUCAGUCACACAGAGAUACCAUGACGAAGACUGGUUCCACAGCCAAAGAUCGUUUCCGAGUUUAACACAGGCUGGAUCUCUAAGUAGUUAUAUAAAGACAUUAUCUCUCACCCCACCCUGAUGUGUCCCAGUCUCUCCUCAUGGUAGUGCUUGGACAAUAUUUCUCCAGGAUGAUCAAGUACAUACUACAGCAAAUGAACCUCAAAGGACUCUUUUGAUUGGUGCCACACAUAAGUGCCUGUGGAGGUGGGACUGAAACACAUCAGGCAGAAUCAUGAAUGCUUGUGUGUAUUGAAUGACUUUGUUAAAAUGCCUGAUAUUGCAUUUGCCUCAUGUUGUUACACAUGAAUUUAUGAUUAUUUUUUUUUGAUUUUUUUUUUGAUAAUGAUAUAAACCGUUUGUUGAAGAACUUGGUUUUUGUACAUGUAUGUGGUGUUGACUGAAUGUAUAGUUUUAACAACUUCUAUCAGCUCCACAAUGUGUAUCCUGUCUGAUGUGGUAACAGAGUGUCUGUAGUUAUUAUUUAUUUGUUAUUUUUGUAUGUUAAACAGAAUAAUUGUGUCUCCUUGGAAACUACUACAACAGACCUCCUAUGUCUAAACCAACAAGCUAGAACUAUUUGAGUUGUACAGUUUUUGGAGAUUUCUAAGGUUUUAAGUUUAAGUAUGGAUCCUUUGAAUGAGGUAUCAAUCUUUUCUAUAUUCCACAAGUCCCUCAUAAGUCUUUGGAGUUGUAGCAGUACUUGACAUCCCCAGAGGACUUUCAAAAAGGCUAUCUCAAGUUUAGGUGUUCAAGUUUUCAAUUUCAAGCUAUGGAGAUGUCAUCAUUCAUUAUUGGAUAGUUUUCAUGUCAUCAAAAUGACCUGUAGUAAAAUUCAAAUGAGUUACAACUGCAGGUCUCGGUUAUUGGGGUUUGGAUAUAUUUGUUUCUUGCCCCGGAGGUUAACAAGUAUAACAGGAACCUAUUUGUUAUCAAUUCAUUUUAGUAGCGGUCAUGAAACAAUAUUUUCCAAAUGUAGCAAAACAUGAGAGAGUUGUUUAUAAUGCAGUGAAAUAAUCCUUGUCAGUGUUCUUGUUGUGAAAUAUCUAAGUUUAUUUUUCAGAAAGUGCUACAUGCUAUCUUGGAAGUCUAGUUUUGUCUAGCGUCCAAGGUCAGUGUUUGUUCAUGAUAUGUAUGUGGUUGGCAAUUUUAAGAUGUAUCUAUUUUAUUUUGCUUCAGUGUGGUUCAAGUCAACCUCGUUGCCACAUUUCCCCUUCUUUACACUUGUAUUUUCCCCACACAAUUUUUAUGAUAUUGUCGGAGUGUAAAAUAGUGUUUUGGUGUUAAUAAUUGUAACAGACCAGUUAUUUGUAUCAUAUUCAUGUUAUCUGGUAAUUUGAAAUUAAUGCUUAUUGUGAGUUUAUACUGAACUAUGUACACUCUUGCAUGCAUUUAUCCCCCUCCCUCUCCAGUAGUUGCAUAAUGAAUGAAAGGGUUUAUUUCUGUAAACUGCCACACCACACGGGUGAAUGAAUGAAUCUACUGUAUGCUUCAUAGAUGUACUAUGCCUAUAUUUUUCUCCCUUCCCUUUCCCCAUUAUUUUUGAUUCGAGAAGUUUUGUGUAAUAAAUCUUUUUAAGUUUUAUUUCUGUUAUUACAACAAUUAUAUAGAUUUGGCCUUUGGUCCGUUACUGUAGUUAAACAUCUGGAAAGUUGCUUAUGUUUUCCAUUGUCUUUGUUUGAUAAACCUACAUUUGAAUCGACAGUUAGUUGAUGGGCCAGCAGAGAUAUGCCCUGUUCUGUAGAUCUUUUGUUAGCACGGUGCAGUGUUUUUGUUGGUAUGAGUUAAUUGAUGAUUGACAUGAUAUAUGAACUAUAAAAAAUAAAUACCGAUAAAUUUUGA
Molecule: messenger RNA, 2526 nt
Organism: Magallana angulata
Lineage: Eukaryota; Metazoa; Mollusca; Bivalvia; Ostreida; Ostreidae
Product: eukaryotic translation initiation factor 4E-like
Exons: 7
Coding region: 63-710 (215 amino acids)
Biological process (GO): translational initiation
Cellular component (GO): cytoplasm; eukaryotic translation initiation factor 4F complex
Molecular function (GO): RNA 7-methylguanosine cap binding; translation initiation factor activity
Source: RefSeq, a predicted model, not a curated record